Chara braunii is the source of this 3518-nucleotide messenger RNA. The record is from the annotation of a GenBank genome assembly. Lineage: Eukaryota; Viridiplantae; Streptophyta; Charophyceae; Charales; Characeae.
GGCGAGCAGGUAGGCCGGAACCUGUUCAUUGACGGACUACGUAACAGAACAAUUCGGGGGAAGCUACGUAAAAACUUCUCUCCCAUUAAUCACACGCUGCAACAAAUUAUGGACGCUGCAGAAGAGAUGGAGUGGAAAUUCGCAGCUAGCUUCUUAGAAAAUGAGGAUUACGGUAGAGAAGGAGACUCGUCCGAACUUGUGAAAGCAAGGGCGGAACUGGCCGCACUACAAAACAAAUUUGAAAACAUGGGAUUCGUAGCUGGACCAGUUAUGUAUGUAGAACAGGUAACACCGAGGACCGCACCCCAUGGAGUGACUAUAGACAGGCAGAUCCCGGUAAUGGCGUCCCCAACCGCAACUCAGCCACCUCCACUGCCACCCACCAUCGAGUCACCCGCAAAAACGAGUGAGUCUACUGCUAUCUUGGAGCUAACUAAAACAUUGGCUAGUCUAAUCCAGGAAAGCAAGAAGGAACAGCGAGAGCACAACGCCCGAUUAGAAGCUAUGAUGCGGAAUAUGCGACCCAUUGCGGUGCGAGCACCGAUGCAGGGAGGCAUGGCUGCUGCCCAAGUGGCAGCGGGGCCAGCCGGGACAGCGACAAAUGCCUGUUUUACAUGUCAUCAACCGGGACACUUGGCUCGAGAUUGCCCCCAUCGUGCCAUGCAGCCUCGAUCCGGGAUCGCGCCUGCAGCUGCAGCUCCCAUAGCUAACGGUCCAGGACGUGUAGGAGCCGUAAUGGAUGAUCAGGGGGGAAGUACGGGAAUGAUGAUUUCCAGUGAGGAAGCAGCUGAGCUUAUCCCGCUGGAGCAGUACGUAUCACUAGGAUACCCGGGGCUAGGAAUGAUUGGGACAAUUCGACUGGAACUCGAGUCCAGAGAUGUCGCCGAAUGGCGGCCUUCGGUGAGCGAAAUGGAGACGGGUGACCCUACCUUUGUCACAGGAGAAAUCGAUAUCCUUGAAGUCACCCGAGCACUGGAUCAUCGAAUCCCUCUCCCAAUCGGCCACCUACUCUCCAUCUCGGAACAGGCGAACGAACGAAUGAUGCAGCAUUGCAAAGCGAACCGGAAGCGAUUCGCCCUUGCACGCGCAAAAGAUCAGAAGGCGAAGGCGCCGCCUUCGGAGAAAAAGGUGGACGUCGCCCCUGAUCCCAUCCGAGUCGGAUUAAUACAGAAAGACGACCACUUUCUUCGGAUCGAGCCGAUUCCGUGGAAAUCAGCCGAAUGUGAUAUUGAAGUCUGGGGAGUGCCGUAUAGUGCGAUCAUAGAUUCGGGAGCGGCUGUCCUAGCGAUAUCCCUCCGAGUAGUCGAGAGAGCGGAUAGGAAGAAUGAUUUGAUUAUGCUAACCGAAAAGGACCAGCUCGUAUCGGCUGAUGAGGAGAAGAUCAAGACAGUAGGGCGUAUGACGAAUGUCGCGUUCCGAUUGGGAAAAGUGCAUGCUUUAGGAGAUGUUGUGGUGCUGGAUGUGAAUACGUAUGACGUCCUAUUCGGGCUUCUUGCAUUAGUGGCGUUGCGUGCUAAUUUGGACUUCGAACGCCGAUCCGUCAUUCUCCGGAAUACCGGGGGAAAGCCGUAUUGGGUUCGAUGCCCGAUGGGAAUCUGCAAUGCGCCUGCCACGUUUCAGCGGGCGAUGAAUGUGACUUUUCAUAAUUUUGUCAAUAAGACGCGACUGACUCAGGGGAUGAUCAACUUCUGUGUCAUUGUGUACAUGGACGACAUUCUGGUGUACUCGGACACGUUUCAUGGACACGCGCGGCACAUCGAAUGGACGUUGGGGGCGCUGAGAGACACAGGUUUCAAGAUUGCGCUGGAGAAGAGCGAGUUUUUCCUCCCGGAAAUCUCGUUCUUGGGGUAUGUGGUGACACGUGGAGGCCUGAGGCCGGACUCUCGAAAAGUCGCGGCGGUCAAGGAGGCCCCGAUUCCGACCUCAUUGAUGCAGGUUCGAGCCUUCUUGGGCCUGGCCUCGUACUACCGGCGGUUCAUCAAGGGGUUCGCGACUAUAUCAAGGCCUCUGACAAACCUGCUGCGAAAAGAACAGCCCCUUCAUUGGGAUGACGAGUGCGACCAAGCCUUCGGGGCCCUGAAGGAUGCUCUCAUCACGGCCCCAAUUCUGAUCCGGCCGGACCCCUCUCGGCAGUUUAUUCUCAUCACCGACUGGCAGUCGGAGGCUAUUUCGGCCAUUCUGGCGCAGAAGGGAAACGAUGGGAAGGAGCAUGUCAUUGAGUACGCUUCCCGGACGGUGCCAGACGAGCGACAAAACGAUUCCUCGCCACAAGGAGAAUGCUAUGCGGUAGUUUGGGGUAUCGAACACUUCCACCCGUAUUUGUACGGUCAGAAGUUUCUGCUCGUCACCGAUCAUGAACCUCCGUUGACUCUGAAGAAGCUAACCAACUACACGGGCAUGAUCGGACGAUGGGCGGUGCGGUUGCAAGAAUAUGAGUUUGACAUUGUUCAUCGAAAAACGGAGAGACACGACAACGCCGACGGACUGACACGUUUGCACCGACCUGGUAAAGUACCAAAAGCGGAAGAGAUCACACCGUGGAAGGACCCGGACAUCAACAACGGUCCAAAGUAUGGAGAAGUUGCGAUUAUUCCACGUGGCAAGAAGCCGUCUGAUCUUCAUCCCCGCCUCUCCUUCUGCAUAGAUCCUCUGGUUGUUCCCCUCCUCGAUCCCUCUCAGUGGGACGUAUGGCGCGGAGACUUCAUUGAACUCUCACUGUGUUUGGCGGAAGUACGGGUGACGUGGACGAGGGACGAGAGCAAUUAUCCGCGGACUGAGCGAUUGGAGCUCCUUUUGAUUCAGGCGUGGCGGACGGAAGUAGAGGGGGACCUUCUCGGUUUUCUAUUCGGGGCAGUACGUCCGGGCUGUCGGAGGCUUCUCACCCAGGAGCUUAUGGUCCCGAUUGCGCAGCUGGCCGACCAUCUUGACGUCAGCAUUGUCUCCCAAGUCGACCCGCGCUUGGUGCCCCACAUCACUUCGCGCACGCUGUCGCCGUAUCUUCAGUGGUCAGCUUGCGUGGAGGGUUUCCCAUCAAGAAUUCCGUCUUCACGGUUGGAUUACUUGGAUCCGCGCGACAUCGUGGAUCCCGCUUUCUACAGGCCGCCGUGCGAAGACGAAUUAGAAGAGAUACUCCGCGAGGAGCUCACGGAAGAAAGUUCAGAGGAAGAGGAGGAGAAUCUGAACGAAGAUGAAGGGGAAAUGGCACCACACCAAGAAGGAGACGAAGACGAGCUCUUGCAAACGGAGAGCGAAGAGGAAGCAGAAGAAGAAGACAGCGAGCAGGGGAGCGGUGAUGACAACGACGAGGAGCAGGCCGACGAGGAUCCCCAGCUAGAAAUUGCAUCGAUCGCUGAUCUUCCGAUCAGCAAUGAUCCAAUGCUUGACCCGGAGCCACCUCAGCCAGACGACGACCAUGUGGCCCAGAUUGUCUGUUUGAGUUCGUAAUGGACGUCAUCAUCCCGGCCCAAAAAUUACGUCGAGCAUACCCGAGAACCCAUUAAUGAAAAUCGCACGCAACG